Molecule: messenger RNA, 1679 nt
Organism: Orbicella faveolata
Lineage: Eukaryota; Metazoa; Cnidaria; Anthozoa; Scleractinia; Merulinidae
Product: endoplasmic reticulum-Golgi intermediate compartment protein 1-like
Biological process (GO): retrograde vesicle-mediated transport, Golgi to endoplasmic reticulum; endoplasmic reticulum to Golgi vesicle-mediated transport
Cellular component (GO): endoplasmic reticulum membrane; COPII-coated ER to Golgi transport vesicle; Golgi membrane
Source: RefSeq, a predicted model, not a curated record
UGUGAGUAUACGGAAACUGGCGCCGUCACGCAACGUAUCAACAAAUCGUAGUUUUAUUUAAUACAGGGGUCCUCUUAAAACUGGCAUGAACUUUGACACUAUGAUAUAUCUGUCUGUAAAACCUCGGUUGUUAAUGAAAAACGGUGAUUUUAGAACCGUGAGACAGAGGUUGAAAGUGGCUUGGUUUUCCUCAUUUUUGCUGAGGUAUCUAUUACUAGUUUCCAAGCCUUAUUGUUUCAUCGUGAGUAGAAGACUGGGGAUAUAUUUCAGCCAAUCAGUGUUUACCGCGUAGAAAAUAUAAAUGGCGGCAAAACAGUUGUUGUGGUGAAAGAAGUCACUUGUCAGAAUUUAUUUAACACAUUGUUCCCUAGCCUUUUACCAACGAGUGAAUGUUUUAUGUUGGACUAAUAUACCGCGCUGAGGAAUUAUGCAGUUUGAUGUGAGGAGAUUUGAUGUUUACAGAAAAGUCCCAAAGGAUUUAACUGAACCCACCCUGACAGGAGCAGUGAUUUCCAUAUGCAGUUGCCUUUUUAUAGUAUUUCUGUUGCUAUCAGAGUUUUACAGCUUUAUAAACACCGAAAUUGUUAGUGAGUUGUUUGUGGAUAACCCGACAGAAAAUGACAGGCUAGAUGUCAAACUGAAUAUAACCUUACCAAGAAUGAAGUGUGAACAUCUUGGCCUGGAUAUUCAGGAUGAAAUGGGAAGGCAUGAGGUUGGGUUUCAGGAGAAUACCCACAAAGAGGACAUAAAUCAUGGAGAAGGAUGUCUGUUCUCUUGUAAGUUCAACAUUAACAAGGUUCCUGGUAAUUUCCACGUGUCCACCCAUGGAGCAGGUGCUCAGCCAGACAACCCAGACAUGGCCCAUGUUAUAAACUCUCUUAAUUUUGGAACAGAAAUCAAGGAUAAACUACCGGGUGCUUUUGUGGCACUUAAAGAACGAGAUAAAGAGACUGCCAACAGUUUGUCGUCGCAUGAUUAUGUAUUGAAAAUUGUACCCACUAUUUAUGAGAAGCUGGAUGGCAGCACAACCUUCACCUAUCAGUACACAUGGGCUUAUAAGGAUUAUGUCGCUUAUGGACACGGAGGCAGGAUUUUGCCAGCCAUCUGGUUUCGUUAUGAUCUGAGCCCAAUCACUGUCAAAUAUGUGGAGAGACGCAAGCCACUCUAUCAUUUCAUCACCACGGUGUGCGCAAUCGUAGGAGGUACUUUCACCGUGGCGGGUAUUAUAGAUUCCAUGAUAUUCACAGCCAGCGAGUUGUUUAAAAAGGCUCAACUAGGAAAGUUAAGCUAAUUCAGGACCGUAAAAAUGUCAGAAACAAAAAUGGGAUCGGUAACAAUCAUAGAGGCAUUUACUCGCAGAUUUUCUUAGCAUUUUUGGCAUUAAAUUAUUGUUCUUUUUGUAACUGUAUUUCCCAGGGACAUUUUGUACUGUUUUACUGAGGUAAUUAGACUCUGUUAGUGUUUUUAAAACACUUUGAGACUAUUCUUAAUGAGAGAGGUCUUUUUAUGUCAUUUAUAUUUGCGACUUCCUAAUGAAGUUGUUUACUUUAUUAUCAUAGGAGUAGAAUGCUGGGGAAAUUUGAUUGAAAUAUGAAUUACAGAAGUUUUCAUUUAAAUUAGAACUAUUGUUAUGUAUAAUAUACUCAGGGUUCGCCGUCAAUAAAGUAAAUGAUCACCGA